AUGGAUGAUGGUAAAGCUGCUUCUCCUUCUUGUUCUUCUUCUGCUGAUGAUAACAUUGUGAGAGGAGAACAUUAUAAUAAAUGCAACCCUUAUACUAGCAGGUUUCCUCUACUGGUGCUGCAAUAUAAUACUACUGCUACUACUAUUACUUCUGCUGCUAGUGAUGCUGUCGUCGUGUUGUUGUUGUUGGAAAUGCUUGCUUUCUGGCUGACUGGAGUUGUAGUUGUUGGUGAUUCCAAAUUCUGCAAUGUAUCACAAAUGAACAAGAUUAAAUUUAAAAAUAGCAGUAGAUUGACAACUAUAGUUAAAAUCGUUCAAACUGCAAGAAUCAAAGAAUUGAAUUUGGCAUCAGUCGAUAAACGGCAAUGUAGAUCAACACACGAUGAUGAAAAUGAUGAUAAUGAUCUUUUCAAAUAA
This is a messenger RNA of Cavenderia fasciculata, 417 nucleotides long. RefSeq lists its product as uncharacterized. The record is from RefSeq and is a predicted model, not a curated record. NCBI's taxonomy places the organism in Eukaryota, Evosea, Eumycetozoa, Acytosteliales, Cavenderiaceae. The coding region runs from base 1 to 417 and encodes 138 amino acids. The transcript has 5 exons.